This is a messenger RNA of Capronia epimyces CBS 606.96, 1542 nucleotides long. RefSeq lists its product as uncharacterized. Gene Ontology annotation, cellular component: membrane. Gene Ontology annotation, molecular function: transmembrane transporter activity. The record is from RefSeq and is a predicted model, not a curated record. The transcript has a single exon. Lineage: Eukaryota; Fungi; Ascomycota; Eurotiomycetes; Chaetothyriales; Herpotrichiellaceae. The coding region runs from base 1 to 1542 and encodes 513 amino acids. Gene Ontology annotation, biological process: transmembrane transport.
AUGGGCUCAUCAAUCACCUCCGCCGGCAAGGAGGCCAGGGAGUCGAUGACUCCCAAAGAUGACUUCUCAGCACACGAGGGCAAAGGCGAGGGCCCAGACGCAGGCGUGUCUUUGGCCUCGUCCAACCGAGCACUGGAGCGAAAGAUCGUGAUGAAGACAGACGCCGUCAUCCUCACCUUUGUCACGUUGAUCGCCUUCCUGAUGUUCCUGGACAAGAACUGUCUGGCCUAUGCCAACAUCCUGGGCAUGAAGGUCGACACCCACCUCCAGGGGCAAGAGUACAGCUGGCUCGGGAGUAUCUUCUACUUCGGUUACCUGACCGGCAUGCCCGUGUCAGCCUUUCUCAUCACCAAAGUCCCCGUUGGCCGCCUCCUCGGAGUGGCGGCUUCUCUCUGGGGAGUGGUCAUGAUGUGCAUGGCUGCAUGUAACAAUUUCGCCGGACUAGCGACGGUGCGAUUCUUCCUCGGAUUACUGGAGUCGCCGGCCUUCCCCUCGGCCAUGAUUCUCAUCGGCAACUUCUGGAAACGAAGUGAACAGCCACUCCGGAUUGCACUUUGGUACAAUACAUUUGCCGGCAUCUUCGGAGGCUUGCUGGCCUUUGCCAUCAACACUCUCCAUGGCCACCUGGCCAACUGGCGCUAUCUCUUCCUGAUCUACGGCUCGGUCACCGUCCUGCUCGGCAUCCUGGCCUUCUUCUUCCUUCCCGUGUCGCCGGCAACCGCGUGGUUUCUGACGCCGACGGAAAAGCAGGUGGCCAUCGCCCGGCUGGCCGACACGCAGCAAAAGAACAACAACGACCGGCCCAGCGAGUUCAAACUAUAUCAAUGCCUCGAGGCCCUGCGGUCCAUCAAGUUCUGGGUCAUGAUCUUGCUCGUGCUGGCCCAGGGCAUCACCGCCGCGGGCAUCACCAACUUCAACCCUCUCAUCAUCAAAGGCUUCGGCUUCUCGACCCAGCGGACCAACCUGCUCGCGGCCCCGCAGGCGGCGGUCGGCAUCGUCGCGCAGGUGGCUCUCUCGCUCCUCGCCUACUUCAUCCCCAACUCUCGUUGUUUCUGGUGGAUCGUGGGCACCAUGCCCGCCCUGGCCGGGGCCAUCGUCAUCCACUCGGUCGACGUCAACACGCAGCGGCCCGUGGCUCUGGGCGGCGUCUACCUGAUGGGCUUCUACAACGUGGCCUUUGUCAUGGCCAUGGCCAUCAUCACCGCCAACACCCGCGGCAGCACCAAGCGACCGUUUGUCAACGCCUCCAUGGGCGUCGCCCUCUCGGUGGCCGAGAUCGUCGGCCCGCAGUUCUUCCGCCAGAGCCAGGCCCCCUACUACCAGCUUGGCAUCUGGGCCUUGGUGGUGUCGUAUGCAGUCAUGAUCGCCACGGGCGGGCUUUACUGGCUGAUUGCCGUCAUGGAGAAUAAGAUCAGAGAUCGGAAUGGUGGCGGUGGCGGUGACGGUGACGGCGUUGUUGCGGGAGAAGAUCAUGAUGCCAGUAUGGCUAUGGAUGUGGACCUCACCGAUGGCGAGAACAAGGCACAUAGAUUUUCAUACUGA